AUGGGGCUUUUCGGAAUUAUUGACAUGGAGAACGGACUGACCGAGGUUCAUCUCGUAUCCCUUCCCUCGGAAGUCAAAUCCCUUAAGCUUGUCGACACAAAUCACCCAAACAACAAAGACAGUGGUGAUGCGUCUAGCAGUAGAACUCCCAGUCCCACCAAGAAAUGUCAUGAGAUGAUGUUUAUCGAUGACGGCACCGCCUCUUCCUCUUCUUCCUCCGCCACCUCCACAAAGGAGCGCGAAAAACAGCGCCACACCAGUGGUGACACCGACCGACAGGUGAACACUCUCCAGUGUCGCCUUAUUGAACCUCCUCCAUCCCUUCCACCACUCCCACCGCCACCACCACCACCACCACCAAUAUCUUCGGAAGUGUGUGAAAGGUCCCCUGCAUCCUCCCGCCGUCUGCCCACCGUGGUGGUACUCGGCUACCAACGCGUCGUGGCUGAAUCCCAAGCCGCCGCAGAGCGAAUGCAUCAACAACAACAGCUACUACGACAGAGCACUCACCCCACAGACUGUCCGCUCACUCUGAGCAUCGGAUCCAGCGGGCUUAUUGAUCACGGUGUGCCCGCCUCCCCACACGGUCGAGACAACAGGGUAAGGUGUCCCCCGCCCGACGAUCUCCACUACUUGGCACAACCCCCUCCACCACAGUCUUCUCCCACUAACACCUCGAAUGAUACCACCAUUUCGCCCGUCGUGUCAUCCCCUCAGUCACCAUUAGCAUCACCACCACCACCAAUCACCUUGCAGGGGGCCGCCUCCUCUGACCAAUCAGUGUCCAACUCACCGCUCAGCAGCUCUCCGCCUGACGUAGGGCCUCUGUGGCCAAUGAUAGGUCCAAAAGCGGUGGCUGAGGACGCGGAAUCUAUUGCCGAGUCAGUGUAUCAUCAACCGCCCAAGGCGGCUGAUCGCAGCGCCGCUUAUCGGUUAGCGCGUCGCCUCUUCACCCUGGAUGGGUUCAAGAUCAGCGAUGUUGCUAAGCAUCUCUGUAAAAGUGAAUUGACUGUUUUUACACUAAUUAAUCGUGCUGAUGCUCUUAUGGUGCCUUGUAGGAACGACUUUUCGCAACUGGUGGGCGAGGAGUUUGCGAGUUUCUUUGACUUCACUGACCAGACGCUGGACACAGCACUGCGCCAUUUCAUGACCAAGUUCGCUCUCACUGGAGAGUCGCAGGAACGAGAGCGCAUUCUCUUCCACUUCUCGCGUCGUUACGUAGCCUGUAACCCUGGCGACUUUGUUUCUGAUGGUGAGUAUAUAAUGCAUAUGUGUCCUUUAUUCCCAGCUCCUGUGAUUUUUGUCGAUGAAUGGUCUGUGGCAUCCAGGUUGUUGCUGAAGGUGUUAUAG
Messenger RNA from Echinococcus granulosus, 1350 nucleotides. Its product is annotated as PH and SEC7 domain-containing protein. The record is from RefSeq and is a predicted model, not a curated record. Gene Ontology annotation, biological process: regulation of ARF protein signal transduction. Lineage: Eukaryota; Metazoa; Platyhelminthes; Cestoda; Cyclophyllidea; Taeniidae. The coding region runs from base 1 to 1350 and encodes 449 amino acids. Gene Ontology annotation, molecular function: guanyl-nucleotide exchange factor activity. The transcript has 4 exons.